AGUCUGGACUCUGUGGCUCAAAUAAAGCUAAAAGAUGGCUGUGUUUGUGUUACGCUUUCACUUCCUACAUUCGCGAAGGAUCUAUUAAAUAUUAUGAAUUUGAAUUAACUGCAUAUUCAUUUAGUCAUUUCUAAUAUUUUGACUAUAUGCGUUAAUUGAUAGCUGUAAUCUAUCUUUGUUUCAUUACAAACUCAAAGAACAUCUGUCAAACUCAAGUAUAAUUUCAUACGAUUCACAUUUCACUGAGUGCCUACAAUAUAUGUAUAGCGUGGACUGUAGUAACAUAAUAAAACAUACCUUCACAAGAAUCGUGUCACUGUUUUAAUGGAAAAGGAUGCCUGUUAAAGUAGAUAUUACUCCACCCCCGCCAGCUAACUCCAAACAGCCGGGAGUAACUAAAUCUCUUCUCUACAACGGCUCAAAGUUUCAAGGGCAUCAGAAAUCCAAAGGAAAUUCGUAUGAAGUCGAAGUUGUGCUGCAGCAUGUCGACGAAGAGAAUUCGUAUCUUUGUGGUUAUUUAAAAAUAAAAGGACUGACAGAGGAGUUUCCAACUUUGACAACAUUCUUUGAUGGAGAAAUAAUAUCAGCCAAAUAUCCGUUUCUAACAAGAAAGUGGGAUGCAGAUGAAGAUGUUGAUAGAAAACAUUGGAGUAAGUUUGAGUUAUUUGUCCCAUAUUUGAAGACAUUUAACUCUGAUUCAUUUGACUAUGAAUCUUUAGCAAAGGCUGAUUAUGUGUUUAUGAGGUGGAAAGAACACUUCUUAGUUCCAGACCAUACAAUAAAAGAUAUUAAUGGUGCUUCAUUUGCUGGUUUCUAUUAUAUAUGUUUUCACAAAUCAGCGGCAACAAUAGAAGGUUAUUAUUAUCACAGAAGUUCAGAAUGGUUCCAAUCGCUGACAUUAAGCCAUGUUCCUGAACACAGUAUCCAAAUUUAUGAAUUCAGAUGAAACAUCUGUAGUUUGUGGAUGGUUGGAAUAUUUUAAGAGUACAUAAAUGUUCUUUUAAAGUUUUACUCGGAAACCUGCUUAGAUAUGUAAAGAAAGAUAUGUUCUCCUGCAAUUGUAGUAUCGCUAUUGAUCAAUAAAUAAUAUUACUUUUGACAUAUGAACAAUAUUUAAACCUGUCCUUGCAUAUACUUUUAAUUUGUAUAAUUUUAUCCAUAAAAUCAGUAGUCAACAUGUUUUAUAUUAAUAUUGCAUAUAAUCAAAGUGGAGGGAGUGUAGUAGGGCUUUUUAAUAAGCACUAUUUGGAAAUUAUUGCAAAUGUUGCCAGCUAUUAAUCAACUAUAAUUGUGAUAUAAUGUACAAAUCAUUUGCAUAUAAGUUAAGUGUUUUUGAUUAGUUACUUUGUAGACUGUUCUUUAAUUAUAGAAGAGGAGUUACCUAUUUUUAUAGUGUGUGCAAGUACAGGAUUGUAUGGUAUGAACAAGUAUAAUAUAUUUGUAUUGUAGAUUAUCCAUUAUCUGUUAUCAGAGAAUUGACUAUUUUUUUUUUCAAUAAAAUGACUUAACAUAA
Messenger RNA from Pieris rapae (cabbage white), 1513 nucleotides. Its product is annotated as glucose-induced degradation protein 4 homolog. NCBI's taxonomy places the organism in Eukaryota, Metazoa, Arthropoda, Insecta, Lepidoptera, Pieridae. Gene Ontology annotation, biological process: proteasome-mediated ubiquitin-dependent protein catabolic process; negative regulation of gluconeogenesis; protein targeting to vacuole. The coding region runs from base 335 to 946 and encodes 203 amino acids. Gene Ontology annotation, cellular component: extrinsic component of membrane; GID complex. The transcript has 4 exons. The record is from RefSeq and is a predicted model, not a curated record.